GAAUGAAUGCUGAUAUAAGUAGGUCAUUCAUUUCAUUCUUCUCUUCUCCAGCUCCACCUUCUCUUUCUUCCCUCUCCUCUCUUCUCUGGAACCCUUCCCUGUUCCUUCUACCCUUCUUUGCUUUAUUCCUUGUUUGGUUCCAGAGAUAGAAAACCAAAACCGCGUUCUGUUCUUUCUCAGCAAAACAGGAAACAAACAAACAAACAAACAAACAAACAAACCAAGAAAGUUAAUGCUAAAGAUUUUCUCCUUUUCUAUCACCACAAUGCCAAUCUGAUUAUCCUUUCAUAUACCCAUUUCAUCAAGAACCCACAAACCAAAAACACCAAAUGCUUCCUCUCCGCUGGAGCGCCGUCGUUCUCUUCCUCAUUGUCUGCUGUGCCUGCCCCCUCCUCUGCAUCUGCAUCCGCUACUUCCCCACCACCAUCAGCGCCGCCGAUGGCCUUUUCGAAUACUCAGAGGCGCCGGAGUAUCGCAACGGAGCAGGUUGCCCUGUUUCCGGAAACAGAGACUCUGUAGUCUUGUCCUGCGACCCUUCUCUUGUCCACAUCGCCAUGACCCUCGACUCCGGCUACCUCCGCGGCUCCAUAGCCGCAGUCCACUCCGUCCUCCGCCACUCUUCCUGCCCGGAAAACGUCUUCUUCCACUUCGUCGCCGCCGAGUUCGACCCUGCUAGUCCCCGAGUCUUGACCCGGUUGGUCAGGUCCACUUUCCCUUCUUUGAACUUCAAGGUUUACAUCUUCCGGGAAGACACGGUGAUCAACCUCAUCUCCUCCUCCGUGCGGCAAGCUUUGGAGAAUCCCUUGAACUACGCCCGGAACUACCUCGGCGACAUGCUGGAUCCCUGCGUGGACCGUGUUAUCUACCUUGACUCCGACCUGGUCGUCGUCGACGAUGUCAGCAAGCUCUGGAACGUGACGCUCGCCGAGUCAAGAGUCAUCGGAGCGCCGGAGUAUUGCCAUGCGAACUUCACGAAGUACUUCACCGACGAGUUCUGGGUGGACCCUGUUUUGUCGCGUGUGUUCAGCUCGAGAAGGCCGUGUUACUUCAACACGGGUGUGAUGGUGAUGGAUUUGGUGAGGUGGAGAGAAGGGAACUACAGGAAGAGGAUUGAGAACUGGAUGGAGUUGCAGAGGAAGAAGAGGAUCUAUGAACUGGGUUCUUUGCCUCCUUUUUUGCUGGUUUUUGCUGGGAAUGUUGAGGCUAUUGAUCAUAGGUGGAACCAGCAUGGUCUUGGUGGGGAUAAUUUGAAUGGGGUUUGUAGGUCUCUGCAUCCUGGUCCUGUUAGCUUGUUGCAUUGGAGUGGGAAAGGGAAGCCAUGGGUGAGGCUUGAUAACAAGCAACCUUGUCCGUUGGAUCGGUUAUGGGAGCCUUAUGAUCUGUACAAGCCACACCAGUUUCAUAACAAGAUGCAUCAAUCUUGGAGCUUCUCUUCUUCCAUGUUGGUUGGAUAUGCUCAUGAUUUGCUAUGAUGAUGAUGGUGGUGAUGGUGAUGAUGAUGAUUCUUUGGUAAUUGGUGGUAGACUGGUAGUAUGUUUGUUGUUCACAGAUUCUUUGGUAGGGGUGUACAGAGGAAGAGGGGUUCAGGGUUCUUUCUAGCUUCAUUCUUUCUGUAGAAUGAGUUUUUCUUUUUAAUUUUUUUUUUAAUUUCAUUGAAAUUCUUGUUGUUUACAUGUGAAAGUUGAACAUUCUUUAUCUGCUGGGAGUUCCAUGUCUUGGAACAAUUUUGGUGGGUGGGUUGAGUUCUUUGUAAUGGGACCUAUUGAUUGAAUGUGCCAAAGGAAGUGCAGAAUGACAGAGACUACUACUUGUUCAUUGUUUUA
Molecule: messenger RNA, 1823 nt
Organism: Lotus japonicus
Lineage: Eukaryota; Viridiplantae; Streptophyta; Magnoliopsida; Fabales; Fabaceae
Product: probable galacturonosyltransferase-like 9
Exons: 1
Coding region: 330-1472 (380 amino acids)
Cellular component (GO): Golgi apparatus
Molecular function (GO): glycosyltransferase activity
Source: RefSeq, a predicted model, not a curated record